AUGCCUACAAGUGCCACCGUUUCGACGCCUCCUCGCGAUAAGAUCGCUGAGCUGAUCCGAGACACCACCAGUACAGACACACACGUCCGACAGGCCGCCUGCCAGGGUCUGGGCUCGGCAGCCCGCGGCGACGCGCGGCUGGCGCCGGUGCUUCUGAAGCUGCUGAAGGAUCGAGACCCGUACGUUCGACAGGCGGCUACCACGUCCUUGGGGCAGGUGGCUCGUCGCGGUGACGAGCAAGUCCUUGAGGCCUUGGUGGCACAGCUCGGAGACUCAGACUCCGCUGUGCGUCGAUUGGCGUGCACGUCACUGGGCCAGGUGUCCAACCGCAGCAGCUCCCGCACGGUCGCCGCACUCGUCGGACGACUCGAGGACAGAGACGGCGGUGUGAGGCGCGCAGCGGUCAAAGCCCUGGAGAAGGUUGCAGACAAGGAGGAUCCUGCUGUCCUCCCGCAGCUCUUCGCCCGCACUGCGGACGUGGAGGCCUUUGUGCGCCAUACGGCGGUGGAGGUCCUCAGCCGACUGGCCGAGGAGGGGAAUGGCGAGUUAGUCCGAGCGCCCCUGUCCGAGCUCAACAGCAGCUUGUCCGAGUGGCUGAGCACGACAACGGUGCAGCCGGUGGCGGACGGCGGGAAGCAGAAGUCUUUGUCGCGGCUCGAGAGGAUCUUGGAGGAAUGCUGCAGCACCUCGUUGACACCAAUGAUCGAGAUUGGCAGGCCGUCCAAGAGCGCCGAUCCCGAUGUCGUCUUUGGACAAGCACCGAGUCCUGAUGGAUGUGGCCAACGUGUUGGGCUACCUCUGUGGGAUGGACCCUACGAGCGCAUUGCCGUGCAAGGCUUUGGCGUUUUUGACGAGGAAGCUUAG
Messenger RNA from Symbiodinium sp. CCMP2592, 864 nucleotides. Lineage: Eukaryota; Dinophyceae; Suessiales; Symbiodiniaceae. The record is from the annotation of a GenBank genome assembly.